AGUGGAAUUUAACUUCACACUGACUAACUACCACAUCGGAGUGAGUGUGAAGAUGGGCAGACAGUUUGCAGUUUGGGCAUUUGCCGGCUGUGUCUCGGACUGGCCCGCUCUUGUCACAGGCCUCCGCUUUUCUGGCCACGUGGUGAUAGCACCUGAGGUUCUGCCGGAGACUCACAUUUGGCCUCAAUGUGAAGUUAAAGUAGAGACUCCCACCUCCGUGUGUUGUGAUCAGGGUGUCGACUCACUGGUCAUGCCUGAGGAGGGGGGUUCUGUUCUAGAUGGUGACUGCCAGCAAAAGUAAACGCUCAUCCUAGAUGUCAGGCAUCCCUCCUUCCACUGGAGUGAAAAUCCCCUCCAGAUACCAACGAAACGUCAACUGCAGAAAAUGCUCCGCAGUCUAAGGAUGUCAGCAACCUAACUUCAUGCGCCCCAUCUGGCCCGUCGUCGUGGGUGGUUUACCAUCGGAAAGCCCUGUCAGCUCUGACCCCGGCCCUGCUCCUGCGUCUGAGAUGUCUCUGCUUCAUGCACUGGGCCCCGUGCAGACCUGGCUGGGACAGGAGCUGGAGAAGUGCGGCGUCGACGCCGUGGUCUACACACGCUAUGUCCUCAGUCUUCUGCUGCAUGACAGCUGUGACUACGACCUACAGGAGCAGGUACUGGAGAAUGACAUCUUCCUGGGCUGGGAAAAAGGAGCUUAUAAGAAAUGGGGAAAGAGUAAGAGAAAGUGCUCCGAUCUAACUCUGGAAGAAAUGAAAAAGCAGGCUGCUGUCCAGUGUCUCCGAUCGGCUUCUGAUGAGAGCUCCGGCAUCGAGACUCUGGUGGAGGAGCUCUGCUCCCGGCUGAAAGACCUUCAGAGCAAGCAAGAAGAGAAGAUUCAUAAAAAGUUAGAGGGCUCCUCCUCUCCCGAGGCAGAACUAUCCCCUCCAGCGAAGGAUCAAGUGGAAAUGUACUAUGAAGCGUUUCCACCACUUUCGGAGAAACCCGUCUGCCUGCAGGAAAUCAUGACUGUGUGGAACAAGUCUCCGGUCUGUUCUUACUCUCGCUCUUCUUCGUCAUCCACAGCGCCCCCCGCCAGCACAGACACGUCCUCCCCCAAGGACUGCAACAGUGAGGGCGAGGCCGUCAAGGGCAGAAGCCACGAAGCGCCCACCACUGCACAUGAGAGAACCCAGAGCAAAAGCAAAAAUGAGAAGGAGAACAAAUUUAGUAAUGGCACCAUGGAAGAGAAGCCUGCUUUGUACAAAAAGCAAAUUCGACAUAAACCUGAAGGAAAGAUUCGCCCUCGCACAUGGUCUUCCGGCUCCAGUGAAGCAGGCUCAAGUUCAGGUGGUAACCAGGGGGAACUAAAAGCAUCCAUGAAGUGUGUGAAAGUGAGACAUAAGACACGAGAAAUUCGAAAUAAAAAAGGGCGGAAUGGGCAAAACAGGCUGUCUCUGAAGCAUGGUGAGAGGGCAGAGAGAAACACUCACGCUGGAAGCAGCAGUAGCAGCAGCAGCAGCAGCAGCGGGUCCAUCAAACAGCUGUGCAAACGGGGUAAGCGACCCUUAAAGGAGAUGGGGCGGAAGGACGCGGGGAGCACCGAGGGCAGAGACCUGUACAUGGAGAGCAGAAGCGAGAAGGAGUAUAAAGAGGAGCCUCUGUGGUAUACCGAGCCGAUCGCCGAGUACUUCGUUCCUCUGAGCAGGAAGAGCAAGCUGGAGACCACAUACCGGAACAGGCCAGAUGCAGGCGGCCUGACGUCAGAGGCGGUGGAGGAGCUGUCUGAGUCAGUGCAAGGUCUUUGCCUCAGCAGCAAUGCUAUUCAUAAAACAUACCUCCCGGCAGGUACUUUCAUCGAUGGUCAUUUUGUCGAAAUGCCUGCGGUUAUAAACGAGGAUCUUGACCUCACUGGGACCUCAUUCUGUUCUCUCCCAGAGGACAACAAAUACUUGGAUGAUAUUCAUCUCUCAGAAUUAACCCACUUCUAUGAAGUGGAUAUUGAUCAAUCCAUGUUGGAUCCUGGUGCCUCAGAGACAAUGCAAGGAGAAAGUCGGAUUUUGAAUAUGAUUCGACAGAAAAGCAAAGAGAAAGCAGAUUUUGAGGCAGAAUGUUGCAUAGUGUUAGAUGGGAUGGAGCUGCAAGGGGAUCGUGCAAUACGGACAGACUCCACCAGCCCCGGGGGUGCCGAGGGCUUCUUCCUGCAGGACCUCGGCGGCCUGGCGCAGUUCUGGGAGUGCUGUUCAUCCAGCUCUGGCGAUGCUGACGGGGAGAGCUUUGGAGGUGAUUCUCCCAUUCGGCUCUCUCCGCUCUUAGACAGCACAGUGCUUGAGCCGCGCUUGCUCGCUGGCAACCAGGAGCUCUUUUCAGAUAUUAAUGAAGGAUCUGGUAUAAACUCUUGUUUUUCAGUGUUUGAAGUGCAAUGCAGUAAUUCUGUUUUACCAUUUUCUCUUGAAACACUCAACUUGGGAAAUGAAAAUACAGAUUCCAGUGCUAAUAUGUUUGGGAAAACGCAGUCUAGGUUGCUAAUAUGGACCAAAAAUAGUGCCUUUGAAGAAAAUGAACACUGUUCAAAUCUUUCAACGAGAACGUGUAGCCCGUGGUCCCAUUCAGAAGAGACACGUUCAGACAAUGAGACAUUGAAUAUUCAGUUUGAGGAAUCCACGCAGUUUAAUGCAGAAGACAUGAAUUAUGUAGUUCCUAGAGUCUCGUCAAAUUAUGUAGAUGAAGAACUUCUAGAUUUUUUGCAAGAUGAAACUUGCCAGCAAAACAGUAGAACUUUAGCAGAAAUUCCUACUUUAGUUUUCAAAAAAAGAUCUAAACUAGAAUCUGUCUGUGGUAUUCAGCUAGAACAAAAAACAGAAAACAAAACCUUUGAAACGACGCAGGUAGGGGGCGGAAGCAGCCCGCAAGGAGACGGCUACAGCUCAGGGGUCAUUAAAGACAUUUGGGCCAAGAUGGCAGGUAGGAAUUCUGUAGCCAUGAUAGAAAUAGAAGGGAUGGAUGCCGAGUUGUUUCCGACAGAUCUAAAUAACCACUGCUGCUGUUUGGAUGCUGAAGCGAAAAUGGAGCCCCUCCAGGUGCCCAGUAAGGCUGUGCAGAGGUCAGAGUACCAUCUGUGGGAGGGGCAGAAAGAGAACGCGGAGAAAAGAGCUUUUGUUUCUGGUGAGCUCUCGAAGGUGGACGGUGGUGAUUACACGACUCCCUCCAAGCCCUGGGACGUAGCCCAAGAUAAAGAGAGCACGUUCAUUCUCGGAGGCGUUUAUGGAGAACUCAAGACCUUUACUAGCGACGGGGAGUGGGCAGUGGUGCCACCCAGCCACACAAAGGGAAGCCUGCUGCAGUGUGCAGCUUCCGACGUGGUGACAAUAGCUGGUACGGAUGUCUUCAUGACCCCGGGAAACAGUUUUGCUCCUGGCCACAGGCAGCUGUGGAGACCCUGCAUGUCAUUUGAUCAGAGCGAUCAGCCUAAGAGCGGGGAAAAUGGAUUAAACAAGGGGUUCUCUUUUAUCUUCCAUGAAGACUUACUAGGAGCUUGUGGUAACUUUCAAGUUGAAGACCCUGGACUUGAAUAUUCCUUCUCCUCCUUUGACUUGAGCAAUCCAUUUUCACAAGUUCUUCAUGUAGAAUGUUCAUUUGAACCUGAAGGGAUUGCAUCUUUCAGCCCUAGUUUUAAACCGAAAUCAAUCCUCUGCUCUGAUUCAGACAGUGAGCCUUUCCACCCCAGGAUUUGUGGUGUUGACAGAACACAGUAUCGGGCUAUUCGGAUCUCUCCUCGGACUCACUUUCGUCCAAUUUCUGCAUCUGAGCUGUCCCCGGGAGGGGGAAGCGAGUCAGAAUUUGAAUCUGAGAAAGAUGAAGCAAAUAUUCCCCUUCCGCCUCAGGUUGAUGCGUUUGAAGAUCCACAGGCAGAUCUAAAGCCACUGGAGGAAGAUGCAGAGAAAGAAGGCCAUUACUAUGGAAAAUCAGAGCUGGAGUCUGGAAAAUUCCUUCCCAGGUUAAAGAAAUCUGGAAUGGAAAAGAGUGCUCAGACAUCCCUGGACUCCCAGGAGGAAUCCGCUGGGACGCUCCCGGCAGGGAAGCAGAGUCAGUGUGCGGGGUGCAGCGGGGGCAACUCUCUGGAAAUCGACUUAGGAAGUUCAGAAGCAAAUUGUAAAAUAAUGGCUCACUGUGAGGAAGAAAUUAAUAAUUUUUGCAGUUGCAAAGCAGGUUGUCAGUUUCCUGCUUAUGAAGAUGACCCAGUUCCUCCGGGGCAGCCGGAAGAGUUCCCCGUAUUGAACACUGAUGAGCAAGGAAUGAAUAGAAGUCAAGAAAAGCAGACCUGGUGGGAAAAAGCCUUGUACUCUCCUCUUUUUCCUGCGCCAGAGUGUGAAGAACCUUACACACACGCCAGGGCCGAGAGUGGCAUGGAAGAGCAUCCAGAUGCUAAAGAAAUGCCCAGUAAUGAAGAGCGUCUGUUAGAUUUUAAUAGGGUGUCUUCUGUUUAUGAAGCGAGGUGCGCGGGAGAGCGAGACUGUGGCGCGAAGGCCAGCGGCUUCCGCAGAAAGCUGUGCUCGAGCGGCAGCUCCGGCUCCGAAGACACCGGCGCAGAAGGCGGAGGCGAGUGGGCGGGCCCCGGCCCGGAGGGGCUCUUCUCCCGGACUCACCUCUGAGCCCGCGGAGCCCCCCGCUCCCCGCGUGAGACCGGUCACCCAAGAGCAGCACUUAGGCGGCUUCUUCACGUAACUGAUCCCGAUCAGUGAUUCUCUUUCUCUUCUCGCUUCUCUUAGAGUUGAGGACAGCUCUCCUGGUGAAGAUUUUUUUCCAGCUGUUAAAUUCUUGGCUCUUUGAAAUAGACUAGAUAGUGUUGUCCAAUCAAGAAUGGGUGUGCAUGUGCUUGUCCUAGAAGUAUCACUGCUUUUUGCAUCUUACCUGCAGGCCCCUCCUCCUAACUGCAGCCGUGCGGCCCCAGCCCGGGCAGCCUCCGCGCUUCAGAGACGCUAGCUUGGGACGCUUAGGCUCUGUUCUCUGAGAACCGGGACAUUCACACUCGCCCUGGCACGGAUCAGUGCCUUUCUGAAGGCAAGAGGGAAGCAUGGGUGGCGCCUCCACGGUCUUCAUUCAGUGCAGCCUCACGCACGCUGGAAGUAGGACCCGCAGGGGUAUGCUUUAGAGACUUAGAAAAUACUGUGUUUUCUGUCUUAGGAUUUCCCCCCAAAGUAUCAUGGCAGAUACUGCGGUUUGUGACUUUCUUGCUAACAGAAGAAGCCAGGGCUCUGGGGUGCGGGGUGGUGACGACACAGCCGGGGUGAGAGUGCUCCCUCAACACGUGCUGAGACUGCUGUUUCGUGGCACCGAGACACCUUCAAGGUGAUUUGUGGCCAGUCUUCUGGGACGUGGUGAGGUCCCUAGUUGCAAAUUGUGAUCUUCUGGUGACUUAGAGAAUUGGAGCCCCCAAAACGCAAAAUUGUGAGCGUUUGACGUGACACCUUAUCACCCCAAGAACCCUUGGCUGCUGCAGCUAGCUCCCCUUGUGCUGUGGUUUAUUAGAGCUUAGAUCACAUUUUGUUUGAGAGAAUGUUGAAGUUGGGCAAGUUGUGUGUGUGGCGGGUUGCGGGGCGGGCAGCGGAAGGGUUCUCCCGCCGUCGCCCCCUGACCUGGGAGCCGGGGCCCGCGCGCCGGUCUGCUCGUGCCUCCCCCUUCCCGGGGCAGCGCCCGAAGCUGGAGGAGCGACACUCGCCAAACCUAAGCAUUUUGCCUUUUUAUUUUCCAACUCGUUGUUUCCAAGGCCUCGUGUGUGAGGCGGCUUCGGCAUGUCCGCAGCGUCAGGGGCUGCGGAGAAGCCUGCUGUGGUCCGGACCGUUUCACGCCGCCGCUGGCAGGCGAGGCGCACGCUUGGGGGCCGGCCGGGAGCUGGGCUGGCUGGGGGAGGCGCGAUUCGCUUUGAGCGUUGGGUCUGGUGGCCUUUUCCUGACGAUGGCACCGACGGCCCUGGGCCGUGGCGCUGCCCAGCUUCCGGGGUGCUGCCUGUGUGCGCCCCGCGGCCCCGCCGGCGUUGCCCUCGCCGCGUGUCAGGGCUUGUCCGAUGCAGCACAUCUUUUGACACUUUGAAGUGGGUGUGUGUGUGCGUGCGCGUGUGUGUAAGGUUUUAUGUUGCUCUUAUUUAUUUACAGACUUUAUAAGGUUUUUAUGUAUUUUUCUUUCUUCUGGAGCUUCCUAAAAGUUGAUUAGCAUCUGCACUGAAAUAUAAUUUAACAGCAAAGGCAAAAAAGAAUUGGAAGUUGUAAAUUCCUAAAAUCACUACAGUGACGAUCAGCUUAGAAAUCGUUGCUUAUGUAGCAAAGACCAAAUAAGUAUAUUUCAGACACAACCUUUAGCUCAGUUGACUGGGGACAGCUGCUUUUACCCCGGAGGGGCCGCCGGUGGGGACGGCACAGCCUCCCGACGCUGUGGGGGGCCCGGGCCUCCCGGGGGGAUGGGUCCUCCGUGGGCGAGGGGACUAACAGGUUCUGUAUUUAUUGGUUUUCUUAGUGAAGGGACUGAGGCCUCGAGGCUUUCAGUAGCAGAGUUGAAAGUGUGAUUUUAGUUUUGUGACAGAGUGAUCACAAAGAAAACGUAUUUUUUAAAAAGUUGGCAAAACGCUGAGACGCACUGUGGUAUGAAGCGGGUUGCAAACCCAUAGCACUGAAGGGUCGGUUCUCAUUCCUCGGCUGAGAUUUUUUUCCCGUGGUUGUAUUGUUCUGAUUUCACGUACACCAGAGUAACUGAUUUUUUUUUGUUGUUGUUUUCUUGUGGAGUUAACACCAAAUAAAAAAAAAUUGAAAACAGUCGGUUGUCUUUAUUCGUCGUAGC
This is a messenger RNA of Talpa occidentalis (Iberian mole), 6807 nucleotides long. RefSeq names its product KIAA0232 ortholog. Bases 423 to 4628 code for a protein of 1401 amino acids. The record is from RefSeq and is a predicted model, not a curated record. The transcript is spliced from 9 exons. Lineage: Eukaryota; Metazoa; Chordata; Mammalia; Eulipotyphla; Talpidae.